Molecule: messenger RNA, 2085 nt
Organism: Peronospora matthiolae
Lineage: Eukaryota; Oomycota; Peronosporomycetes; Peronosporales; Peronosporaceae
Source: the annotation of a GenBank genome assembly
AUGGUGCGGUCGCUCCCUCUGCGCAGCGGCUUCUUCAAGUCGCCCGAUCUCUCGGACACGGAGCAAUCGGAGCUCCUCGUCUGGGCCCGUUCGCUCGUGCCGGACCUCGUACGGCAGCCAGACGUCGAGUGGACCAUGAUCUACGAGCGCAAGGGCGUGCAAUUAUGUGAAGACCGGCAGAAAGGCGGACUCACGUACUCGAUCCGAGCGGUCACGACCGUCCGGGCGACGCUCGACGACGUCAUGGACAUUUUCCUCGCGCCCUCGACGCUCGACUACCGCUCGCUCAUGCAGUUGCAGCUGCGCGAGUUCUUUGCCGACGCGGCCGUGCUGUUCCACAAGGACCAGAACGACUCCGAGUCGUUAAGUAUCAAGUGGACGGCCGCACGGACCAAGAAAAGUGUCCCGAGUCUCGGCGGCCAAGUCGGAGUGGACUUUUGCUUCCUCGAAUACGCGGGAGUCGUGUCGUCGGAGUUUCUGGAGGGAAAAGCCGGCUAUUUGCGGCCGAGUACGGGCUUUAGUGACAUGUCACUCUCGUCGUCGUCCGGCCAGACCAAGUCGACGUCGGUUGGCGUCUGUCUUUACGAAUCCAUUGACCAAGCCGAGUGCCCUUUGCUCUAUGACUCCCACCGACUGGAACGAGCUUCUGUGUCCAUGUGUGGCUUUAUCUUUCGUCCCCAUGUGGAAGAUGGCGUGGUGGAAGCCACGUUUGUAUGCAGCAUCCGGCAACCGCCAGGAGUUCGAGCCAAGCGACGCUGGAAUCGGGCGCUCUUGGCUCAUUGGGCAGAGUCGGUGAGCGGCAUUGAAGAAGCCAUUAGCCGUCGACGGAUCUCCAAGGAAUUGACGAAACGACGCGUGCCGACGUGGGUCAAUGACAAGGACCGCGCGUGCUGUCAUUUGUGUCUCAAGACCUUUACCAACACCCGACGGAAACAUCACUGUCGAGCUUGUGGCGAGAUUAUUUGUCGCGUGUGUUCCGUCUACAAGAGCGUGAACUUGCAGUCGGUUGGGCUCACCACUCUUCGAGUGUGUAAAGCUUGUAUGGACGGCACGUCGACAAUUGCUACUGGACUGGAGAAAGAAGAGGAGACAGCAAAUGGAGACACUGGAGCUACAGGAACUGGCACGGUUUCUGCUGCUGUCAAUAGAAUGUCGGCUGAAGGCGUGAUGAUUCCAAAGGGUGUAGACACUACGGUCUUGCGGGAUGCAGUGGAAGAGUAUGCCUUGGCGCUACCAGGUGCUCAAGUAUCGACAGUGCCGGAUCUCGUUGGGAUCGCUUGGCUGCAGCAGCUUGCAGCUCGGGAUGAAGAGAGCAAGGCUAUGGUGAAUGCGUUGAUGGAGCGAGUACGCGUCGAUGUUCAGGAGAAAGGUGUGGGUGGAAAUACUGAAGAGCAGGUGGACAUUUACGACACGCUUUGUGAUCUAGCGGCUCAGACACUGGCUUGCAAAUACGCUGUCGUUAGUCUCGUUGACGAGAACCGCCAGUGGUUCAAGAGUGCGGUGAACGUCAAAGAGUCUGAGGUGCCGCGUGACUUUAGCUUUUGUGAGUACCCGGUUCGUGAUCAGCGACCGCUUGUGGUCAUGGACACAUUGCGAGACCCACGGUUCAGGUCCAACCCGUUCGUGACCGGGCCGCUUGGUGUGCGGUUCUUGGCUGGGGCGCCCCUUUUUACGGUGGACAACGAGUGCGUUGGUGCAGUGUGCGUGUUGGACACAGCACCUCGUGAAUCGCUGCAGGAGUCGCAGAUCGCGACGAUGCAGAACUUGGCACACUUGGCAAUGGUCAUGGUGCAGGAGCGACGGGAGGCACAGAAUAAGGUUGCGCGUGCCAUGGCGUCGUCUCAGCUGGUACCAACACGUCAGCAUGGCGGGCAAACUUCUAACAGGGUCGAAUCUUCGGAUCUCGUGCCGCUGAGUAGCUACUCGGAGACAUCUAUGGUUGUUCAAGGUCACGAACGACAGAAGGAAGAUAUGGUGUUGAAGGAGCAGAUGAUUCAGUUGCUGCGCAAGGCGUCACAGGUGCGCGAUCAGGUGAAUUUGCAGACACACAAACAGCAAGCAGGGCUUCAGAGCUCUGCUGAAUAG